UCAUCGUUCUCUCACUGCUGCCUCUCGAUCUCGAAAGACCACUUCGUUCUCUCUCACUCCCAUUCCUCGCUCCCUUUGUUAGUUGUCGUCGUAGCCAGGCUCAAUGGCAUUCAACGACGAUGAGAAACCUCCUACUUCCAAUACAGGAAGCAAAAGGGGUCUGGUGAGAAUCAAGCCGGUGAAGUACCUCCUCAAGGACGAUGCGGCGCUGACAGCGGACACGGUGACGGCGGAGGUCGAGAUCAAUGCCACAUCCUCCACCACCAUCAGGGAGGGGCUGGACCUGGUUGCCGUGCUCGAUCUGAGUGGCAGGAUGGACGGGGAGAAGAUGGACAGCAUGAACAAGGCCAUGGCGUUUGUGAUCAUGAAGCUCACCCCAGUGGACCGCCUCUCCAUCGUCACCUUCUCCGACGAGGCCACCAGGCUCAGCCCGCUGCGCUGCAUGACACCGGCUGCCCAGAACGACCUCAAGGCUCUCAUCGAUGGCCUCCGGGCGAGCGGUGGAACCAACACCAACAUCCAGGCAGGUCUCGAGACUGGGCUGGCUGUGAUCGCCGACCGCGUCAACACCAAGGGCCGCACGGCCAACAUCUUCCUCAUCUCCGGCGGGCGCCAAACCUCCGGAGACGCCAGGCAGGUCGACCCUGGCCAGGUGGGGAUCUACACCUUCGGUCUUGGCAGCAGGGACGAUACGGAGCACCAGCUGAUGAGCGACAUCGCCAAGAAAUCACCGGGCGGGAGCUUCAGCUCUGUGCCAGCUGACGGGCCGUCGGAGGUGAGCCUGCCAUUCUCGCAGCUGCUUGGUGGCCUCCUCACCGUGGUGGCGCAGGACGUGGAGCUCAGAAUCACGCCCAAGACGGAGGAGGGCGACGUGGACACCCUAGUGGUGGCCCCUAGCGCCGAGUACACGCAGGCCACCGACGCCCGCACCGGCGUGAUCACCGUCAAGUUCGGCGCCCUCUUCGCCGGAGAAGGACGCAGGGUGGUGAUGACCCUCGCGCUCAAGGACGUGAGCGCCACCUUGAGCGAGGAGUACGACGCGGCCAUAGCCGACGUCGACCUCAGCUUCAGCGCCCAGGGGAAGCCGCGGGACCCUCAAAUCCCGCAGGAGAUGCAGACAAUAAAGCCAUCUCGAUCUCAGGGCCGCCAGCGCUACGUCGCCAGAGGUGUCGUCGGAAAAGACGGCAUCCUCUGGAUGCGGUAUUCGAUCAGGCGAAAGGCCGCCCCAGCGGCGGCCGGCGGCGACGAUGAGGAUGUGAAACAGGAGACCGUUGCCAACCCGCUCAGCAACGCCGUCGCGAAGAUCCUCAACACAAGCACCUAGCUCGCUCGGCUAGCUCUUAAUUUCCUGUUGGAUCACGCGCAUGCUAAUUUCCUUAAUUUCUUCACGAUUUGCUUAUUUAAUUUACGGUCCAUCCAAUAAGCACGCUUCGCAGUGCACACUCGCUCGUUUUUUUUUUUGAUAAAAGACACUCGCUCGUUUUCAUUAUUUGUUAUUCCAUCAACUGCCAUAUGCUAUAU
Molecule: messenger RNA, 1521 nt
Organism: Panicum virgatum (switchgrass)
Lineage: Eukaryota; Viridiplantae; Streptophyta; Magnoliopsida; Poales; Poaceae
Product: E3 ubiquitin-protein ligase WAV3-like
Exons: 2
Coding region: 104-1324 (406 amino acids)
Source: RefSeq, a predicted model, not a curated record